CUCGGUGCCAACGUCACGACGGUCACGACACAGCGGUGUAGGAUGUAGCUCAGGACGUGGCUAACGAGCUACUAGUUACAGUAGGACGUCAGGAAAAUCAAAAACCUCUGGAUUAGGAUCUGUUUCACUACAUGUUCAAGAGGGGUGUGUGUCUCUUAUCCCGGACAGAUUGUUUCUGCCUGAUGUCGCAGUUUUACCUCCAGAGCUGAAUGGAAGCAUUUCAGGCCUUUUGUGAGUGAGGAGGCUGUGUAUCCCAGGUAUGUACCAUGGGGUACGACAUUACGAGGUUCCAAGGGGAGGUGGAUGAAGACCUGCUGUGCCCCAUCUGCAGUGGAGUGCUGGAAGAACCAGUGCAGGCUCCUCACUGCGAGCAUGCCUUCUGUAACGCCUGUAUAACCCAGUGGUUUGCGCAGCAGCAGAUAUGCCCCGUGGACCGCACCGUGGUGACGCUGGCUCACCUGCGGCCCGUGCCCCGCAUCAUGCGUAACAUGCUGUCCAAACUGCAGAUCAGCUGCGACAACGCGGGCUUCGGCUGCGGCGCCACGCUGCGUCUGGACCAGCUGACGUCACACCUCAAAGACUGCCAGCACAACCCCAAGAGACCCGUGAGCUGCGAGGAGGGCUGCGGGCUGGAGAUGCCCAAAGACGAGGUUCCUAACCACAACUGCAUCAAACACUUACGGACGGUGGUCGGUCAGCAGCAGACCAGGAUCUCAGACCUGGAGAAGACCGUGACGGAGCACAAACACCAGCUGGGGGAGCAGAAGCGGGACAUCCAGCUGCUGAAGGCGUACAUGAGGGCGAUCCGCAGCGCCAACCCCAACCUGCAGAACCUGGAGGAGAGCAUAGAGUACAACGAGAUCCUGGAGUGGGUGAACUCCAUGCAGCCGGCGCGGGUCACUCGUUGGGGGGGGAUGAUCUCCACUCCGGACGCCGUGCUGCAGGCGGUCAUCAAGCGCUCUCUGAUCGACAGCGGCUGCCCGCUCUCCAUCGUCAACGACCUGAUCGAGAACGCCCACGAGAGGAACUGGCCUCAGGGCCUCGCCACGCUGGAGACGCGGCAGAUGAACCGGCGAUACUACGAGAACUACGUGGCCAAGCGGAUCCCCGGGAAGCAGGCGGUGGUGGUGAUGGCCUGCGAGAACCAGCACAUGGGCGAAGACAUGAUCCUGGAGCCCGGACUCGUCAUGAUCUUCGCUCACGGAGUCGAGGAGAUCUUAUAAUGAAGACGACGAAUUCCUGAUCUGAAUCCUGGCUGAUUUUAACCCCUUCCUGUCGUGUUCGGUUCUCUCCUCGCUUCACUGUGGUGUUCCCGGGGGGGGGGGUUUUAUCAGCUCUUACAGUAACACAGAAAACACUUAUCAUGACCAAAUGGUAUCCAACGCCCUUAGACAGUGCCGCACGACUGGUUUACAGUGCCGUGGACAGUCCCCAUUAAUCGACUGUCACAAAAAGCACUCACUGGAGCAGCUAGUUUCCAGAUGUUGUCCCCGGCCAGAUGAUAAAAGACAGCUUUUUAAAAUCACAACACGUCGACAGCAUUAGUUAUAAAGAAAACGGUGUGUUUGAACUGAUCUUACAUUAACACAGAAACCACUAAUCGUGACCAAAUGUUAUUCAACUCCCUUCAGUGUCUCAGACGGCUGGUUACAUGAGUAACUGCAGAGGAUGCACACUGAAGAUGUGUUCCAAAAUGAUCAUGGUUGUUGAUUUGUGGAUGUAUCUGCUGGAGGAACAUAACAGUCUAGUUUCCAGAUCAGAGAGUCUUAUCGUGAACCCAGAGAGGUUGAGGACCCCGACGUUUUAUCUUCUAAAUGUACAGUACGGGUCCCCAGCACAUAGAAGCUGCCGGAUGCUAACUUGCAUAUGUUGGGCAAUUUGUAUAAGUUGUGUUAAUUAUAGCCUAUGGUGGACAAUAGUUAAAAAAUGUCUUGGAGUAGUUUUGGGGGUUCUUGAGGAUGUCGACUCAAUUUCUAACAUUUUUACGAUCACGAAUGGCAGUUUUAACCAGAAAGUAGACAUAUUAGUGCACUGAUGUGAUGAAUUUGGGGUCGAUUUUAAGUUUUAGGAGACUCGAAACUGCCAUUUAUGAUCCUUAACAUGUCAGACAUUGAUAAAGCAUCCUCAAUAACAUCUCAAGUCACUCCAAAACUUGUCCAAAUCAUCCAAGACAUGUUUUAGCCAUUGUGUGAAUAUGGUAGUUAAGCAAAUUGGCCGACAUAUGAGAAGCUGCUGGAUGCUAACUUGCAUAUGUUGGGCAAUUUGUAUAAGUAGCACAAGUUGUGUUAAUUAUAACCUAUGGUGGACAAUAGUUAAAAAAUGUCUUGGACAAUUUUGGAAGGGUUUUAUGGGUUCUUGAGGAUGUCGACUCAAUUUCUAACAUUUUUAGGAUCAUUAAGGGCAGUUUUAACCAGAAAGUGGACAUGUGUGCACCUGGUGGGCUGAUGAUCAUGCAUUUUGCUUCAAUUUUGUAAUUUUAGGGGACUCCUCAAUAACCUCUCAAGUCACUCCAAAACUGUCCAAAUCAUCCGAGACAUGUUUUAGCCAUUGUGUGAAUAUGGUAGUUAAGCAAAUUGGCCGACAUAUGCAGGUUAGCAUCCGGCAGUUUCUAUGUGCUGGGGACGUGUGCUAUACAUUUCCAUCAUAACGCUUUGUGGCACACACUGCUGGAGACUGGACUAUAAUUCAGGGUUACCCAUUCAUUCCUAUGGGCGCAUUUUUAAACCGGGAACAUCGCAGGUGUAACAAAGACCGUGUUGAUCGGCCGUGUUGGAAUGCCUGCUGUGGAGGAAGUCACGCGGCCUCGAAGAGAUCAAAUGUUAAACACUAUAUUAACGAUGGAAGUAGAUCCGAACACGACGGGGGGGUUUAACGUAACGAGGCUCUGCUCAGCUUCAUGCCUUUGCCUUAAAGAAGGACACACUAUGAACCUGACUGAAAGAAAAGACUGGUCCCUGACGACAGGCGAUGUUUACAAGGUUUGUAUGUUGGUGCAUUGUUUGAUCUGAUUGUCCUCAUUAUAUAGUAAUAAGCUUGAAAAAGAAACCCCAGUUGAAUGCGCUCAGUUGUAUAAAUGCUUGUAAAUACAAAUACUAUAUUGAAUUCUAAAUGUCUCUCCUUCCUCUCUGUAUAAUGCGUUUCUGUGAGUCGGCGUUUUUUUCCCGCGGGACGAUGACUCGAAGGUUUUUUUUUUCUCGCGCUCGCUUCAGUUUCCUGUGCAUAUCUCACCACAGGACGUCUGAGUUUAGAUUGUCUGAACCUCCUGGUGCCAUUUGUUUUAUUUAUUGUGUUGCCUUUUACACACACAUGCUUGAAGAUGUGAUGUCUGGAAAUCUGCCUUUCGGUGCAUUUGAAGUUCAGGAGGACGAAGACAUGAGGAUCUGUGUUUUUCUUUGUGGCCUCAGAUUGUAAAUAUGGUCUGUUCUUUGGGUCCAGUGGAUGUUAAAUUUGAAGUUUAACAUUUCUGAUGAGUUUGAUUUGACAAAUGGUAAUCAUGAUUCACUUUAUAUCGACUCCUCACGUCACUACCGAGCGUCAGAGACUUGUCAAGUAUUUGUAAAAUCACUCUAAAGGCUUUCUGGGAGUUCAACUCUGCUGUGUUUAAAGUAAACAGGAAGUUUGUUUUGUGCCCUUUUUAUUUUUUAAUAUUUCCCCCUCUUAAUGUUUCUGUUUGUUUUGUGUCUGUUAUGUACCGUGUUGUACAGACAAAGUAAUAAAACAUGUCAAACUUCA
This is a messenger RNA of Trematomus bernacchii (emerald rockcod), 3732 nucleotides long. It is a transcript of the gene rnf41, whose product is annotated as ring finger protein 41. The record is from RefSeq and is a predicted model, not a curated record. Gene Ontology annotation, cellular component: plasma membrane signaling receptor complex. The transcript is spliced from 7 exons. Gene Ontology annotation, biological process: regulation of canonical NF-kappaB signal transduction; protein K63-linked ubiquitination; tumor necrosis factor-mediated signaling pathway. NCBI's taxonomy places the organism in Eukaryota, Metazoa, Chordata, Actinopteri, Perciformes, Nototheniidae. The coding region runs from base 267 to 1223 and encodes 318 amino acids. Gene Ontology annotation, molecular function: ubiquitin protein ligase activity.